GGCGCUCACUGUCGCCGCGACACCGCCGCGACACCGCCGCCGCACCGCCGCCGGCGCGCACUCCGCUCGUCACAACUAACUCGCGAAACUAUAACUCCGCGACUUCUUGCAAUUACUGUAGGUGAUCCGCCCAGUGCUGGUAUCCGUGUGGAAACUUCAUAAAAGCUUUAAAAAAUAAUAUAGUGGCGCAGUGUUGUGUUGUGUUGUGGAUGCGGUGGAUUUAUUGAAGAUUAUUAACAACUUUUGGAAUUAAAAUCUCAGGAACGCGUAGAGGUGUCAUGUGUAUAUCAACUACUCGGCUUUAUGGUCUCUUUCGGCUGUAAAAAAAAAUUCAACUUCUAAGGAGCCGGCGCGGCGAGGUGCGGCAACCCUGACUCCGCAGUAACUACCCUACUUCAACGCAGCGUGGCGCGUGUGUGGCGCGGGCGGUGGUGAGGAUGGUGCGGCGGCGCGCGGCGGCAUCAUGAACGCGAGCGAGGCGCCGGAGCCGGAGCCGGAAGGCUGCGACUCCGACUACGGCGUGGCGCCCGCCGACAAGCUGUUCCGGUUUGUGGUGCACGGCGUGCUGCUGAACGCGAUCGGCGCUGGCGGGCUGCUCGGCAACGCACUUUCUGUGGUGGUGCUCUCGCGGCCGCAAAUGCGCUCCUCCGUAAACUGCCUGCUGGUUGGGCUGGCGGCGUGCGACACCGUGCUCAUCCUUACCUCUGUACUGCUGUUCGGCCUCACCGCCGUGUUUCCCUACACCGGCCGCUUGCGCCACUACUACUAUCACGUGUGUCCGCACCUCACGCCCUACGCGUAUCCGAUUGCAAACGCGGCACAGACCAUGUCAGUGUACCUCACACUCAUUGUCACCGUAGAGAGGUGGGUGGCGGUGUGCCAUCCGUUCCGCGCAAAGGCGCUAUGCACAUCGUCGCGCGCGCGCUGGUACGUGCUUGGCACGGCCGCGUUCGCGCUCGCUUACAAUGCGCCUAAGUUCUUUGAGGCGGAGGUAGUGCGCCGACAAGUGGACGGCGAACCAGUCUAUUGCGUGACCGCCAACCUGAAUUUCCGUACCGACACCUACAUCGUAGUGUAUAUCCACUCCAUGUACAUGAUAGUGAUGUACAUAGUUCCGUUCUCUGCGCUGGCCGCGCUCAACGCGUGCAUCGUGCGGCAAGUGCGGCGCGCACAGGCGGAGCGCGCGCGGCUCUCGCGCGUGCAGCGCCGGGAGCUCGGCCUCGCCACCAUGCUGCUCGUCGUCGUGCUCGUAUUUUUCCUCUGCAACCUGCUGCCGCUCGUCACCAAUUCUAUCGAGGUGUUCGGCGGCGAUCGGCUCGAGAGCCUCGACCCGUUGGUCAAGACCACCAAUCUAUUGGUCACCAUUAACAGCAGUGUCAACUUCGUCAUCUACGUGAUAUUCGGCGAGAAGUUCAAGCGCGUGUUUCUGAAGAUGUUCUGCGCGGGCCGAUGGCGGCGACGGACGCGUGACUCACCGGAGCACACGCGGGACGACUCGUUCGCGUCGUGCGGCGAGCGCGUGUCGCUGCGGUUGGCGCGCAACGGCACGCUGCGCCGCUCGGAGGCGCGCGCGGCGCCGCGCGGCACGUGCGGCCCGGGCCGGUCGCGGCGCGCGCCCUCGCCCGCGCCCACCGUGUUCCCCGCGCCGCACACGGAGCUCACGAGCAACUCCUCGCUGCAGGACGCGCCGCCCGCCGCCGCGCGCUGGAACGGACACACGCGCUCGCACUUCUAACGUCGUCGGCAGGCCGCACCACUCGCGUCCUCCGCCGCUCGGCUCGCUUUAACACAAACACGCGACAUAAACAAUACAAACUGUGACCAAGUGGGAACAAGGUGUAGUGUGAGUGAACUCAUAUAUUCUUGUAAAUAAUUAUUAUAACGCACGGAGAGCAUGGCUCUCGCUGGCGACUAGCUCUGGCGAGUGUCGCGGGACGUUUCAAUGUGUUCACGUGUUAACACACAAGCCACGGACCAGACACAAAUUAAACUCAUUAAUUAUAUACUACGUAGUAGAAUUGGUAUUGUAAAUAGGUAAAGUAAUAUAAUGUUAAGAGACGGUUGUUAUUAUAAACAUCGCAUGUAAGGCGAGUCCGUCGCUCGUGGAGCGGUGGAACUGUACAUUGUUACCUAUUCAAAACGAGAAAUAUAUUAAGUAAUAAAAAUUUCUGUAUGGAA
Messenger RNA from Manduca sexta (tobacco hornworm), 2178 nucleotides. RefSeq names its product FMRFamide receptor (gene FMRFaR). Gene Ontology annotation, cellular component: membrane. Lineage: Eukaryota; Metazoa; Arthropoda; Insecta; Lepidoptera; Sphingidae. Gene Ontology annotation, molecular function: G protein-coupled receptor activity. Gene Ontology annotation, biological process: G protein-coupled receptor signaling pathway. The record is from RefSeq and is a predicted model, not a curated record.